Pieris brassicae (large cabbage white) is the source of this 468-nucleotide messenger RNA. RefSeq lists its product as uncharacterized. NCBI's taxonomy places the organism in Eukaryota, Metazoa, Arthropoda, Insecta, Lepidoptera, Pieridae. Bases 1 to 468 code for a protein of 155 amino acids. The transcript is spliced from 2 exons. The record is from RefSeq and is a predicted model, not a curated record.
AUGGCAUACGAAUUUUAUAAUCAAGAUGUAUUAACAGUCACAGUACUAUUCAUGUCGCUAAUUAAAUACGGAGAAAAAUUACGAAUAUUUUCAUUUUAUGUAUACAUUAGCUUGGUAACUGAGAGGGUUGUUAUUCUCAAUAAAUAUUUAAUGUAUAUUAGCGAUAUUGGGAUUGUAUAUUGGUGCACAACUGAAGUAUUUUAUCUCAUAAUUUUAUGCUUGUUGUGUGAAAAUGUACAUAAAAUACGUAAUAGGACAGAAGUUUUGGCAAACGAUAUUAUAAUGAAUUACAAUAUAUCCGAUAUAGUGAGAAAGCAGGCGAAAACUUUAAAGGAAGUGGUGGGUACAUGGCCAAUGAAUAUCAUAGUGUAUGGCAUGUUUCAGCUGAACGUAAAUUUUAUGUUAAAAUUUAUAAAUAUUUCUACCACAUAUUUCAUACUACUCAUUCAAGUCUCUCAUUUUAUAUAA